UGAUUUAUUCAUUUUUCUCUUUAACAAAUCGAACUAGUUUUAAACGAUCCAAAGAAUUCUCAAAUGCUCCACUCGCUCAGCUUGGGAUUGUGAAGAAUAUUCCGGCAUUAGCUGCUGCCGUCGCCCAAAGCUGGGUUUUUUAUUAUUAAAGAUGCGCUCUUCCGAGUGUCUUACGCUGCCAAAUCGGGAUUUCUCUCCUUCAUCGAGCGACUGCUAGCUUGCAUGCUCGGAUUCAUCGCGUGAAGCUGAAAAGAUGGGAUCUUGAACUGGUUUCGCGACCUUAUCGGCCGCCGAAACUCUGAAAAAGGUUAUUGAAUCCAGGAACGAGCUGCAGAUGUCUUCGUAGCACAUCUACGCAACUUGUUAUCUCAGCAAACGACCGUCAAAAGUCUUUUCUGCGAACUGGAGCGGCUAAGCAGAGAUUCAGUCAUUUAUGGUGAUAAUCUCCUGGAGGCCAACGAGAAUAAGGAAGAGAAAGUGAAAGGACCAAACAAGCCGAAAAAAGGGGGAAGGAUCCCGAUUGUGUCUUUGUAUUCCAUGCUCGACCCAUCAAGCUUUGGGAGUCUUUAUGUUUCUCAGAAACAGGCGGUUUGAUUGCUGGAGGAGUAUUGAUUAGUCAGUUUUGGUUUUCCUUGGAGGCCAUUUUUUAGCAUAAGGUGUUAUCUUUCUUGCAAGGAUGCAACGAGCAGUUCUUGUUGCAAUAGCUGCCUCAUUUGGAAACUUGUUGCAGGGGUGGGACAAUGCUUCCAUUGCAGGUUCUAUUAUUUUCAUUAAAAAGGAAUUUAAAUUGGAGAAUCACCCUGCUGUUGAAGGGCUAAUAGUAGCAGUAUCACUUAUUGGUGCUAUGAUUAUUACGACAAUAUCCGGAGCAGUAUCAGACUGGGUUGGUCGGCGACCCAUGCUAAUUAUCUCUGCUGUUCUCUAUUUUCUCAGUAGUUUGGUCAUGUGCUUCUCCCCCAACGUCUAUGUUUUGCUCCUGGCAAGACUCAUCGAUGGAUUUGGAAUAGGUCUUGCUGUUACACUUGUUCCAGUAUAUAUUUCAGAGAUUGCUCCAGCAGAUAUGAGGGGAUUAUUGAAUACACUUCCGCAGUUCAGUGGUUCCCUUGCUAUGUUUCUUUCCUAUUGUAUGGUAUUUGGACUGUCAUUAAAGCCAAAUCCAGACUGGAGAUUGAUGCUCGGUGUUCUUUCCAUUCCUUCCCUUCUGUAUUUCUCUCUUGCCUUUUCUUAUUUGCCGGAAUCCCCAAGGUGGCUCGUAAGCAAAGGACGAAUGUUGCAGGCAAAACUGGUUUUGCAGAGAUUACGUGGGAUAGAAGAUGUUUCAGGAGAAAUGGCCCUUCUUGUUGAGGGUUUGGAUAUAAGUAGUGAGACAUCCAUCGAGGAGUACGUAAUUGGCCCUGCAAAUGAGCCCACUGAUGAUGAGAGAGUAAUUGCCGAUCAGGAACAAAUCAAAUUGUAUGGAGCAGAAGAGGGUCUUUCUUGGGUGGCUCGGCCUGUUAAGGGAAGCAUCCUUGGUAGUGCAUUAAGUGUUCUGUCUCAUCAUGGUAGUUUGGAAACACGUAUUAAAAUACCACUAAUGGAUCCUCUGGUGAUUCUAUUUGGAACUGUCCAUGAGAAGCUACCUGAGACAGGCAGCAUGUUUUUUGGUAGUGUCCGAAGCGCACUGUUUCCUAAUUUUGGAAGCAUGUUUAGUGUGACGGAGCAGCAACCUAAAAACGAGGCUUGGGAUGAAGAGAGUCUUCAGCCUGAGGGUGAAGACUAUGCAUCUGAUGCAGGAGGAGGUGAUUUGGAUGACAGUUUAGAAAAUCCACUAAUCACACGUCAAACGACAACUGUGGAAGGUGGAGAAAUCGCCCCGCCUCAUGAGAGUGUUGGCAAUAUGUGGCAAGCUAGUCUUGUGCAGGAUAAUUCUGGUGUGGCAGUUAGUAGCAUGGGUAUUGGCGGGGGAUGGCAAGUCGCUUGGAAGUGGAUUGAAAGAGAAGGUGACGAUGAGACGAGAGGAGGAUUCAAGAGAAUUUAUCUACACAAGAAGGGUGUUCCUGGGUCACAAAGAAGUUCCUUUUUUUCGAUUCCAGGAGGUGAAGCCUCAGAAGGCAGCACAUUUUUCCAAGCUGCUGCUUUGGUGAGUCAGCCGGCUCUUUAUUCAAACGAGCUAAUGAACCAGAACCCUAUUGGACCAGCCAUGAUUCAUCCAUCGGAAAUUGCUGCUAGAGGCCCAUUCUGGUCAGAUCCUUAUGAAUCUGGAGUACGACACGCUUUGUUUCUUGGAAUUGGGAUCCAAAUCCUUCAGCAGUUUGCUGGCAUAAAUGGGAUUCUGUAUUACACUCCCCAGAUACUCGAGCAAGCUGGUGUUGAAGUCAUCCUUUCAAACAUCGGCAUCAGUUCAGACUCAUCGUCUAUACUUUUUAGUGCUCUGACAACAUUGUUAAUGCUCCCUAGUAUCGGCAUUGCCAUGAGGCUCAUGGAUAUCUCAGGGAGAAGGUUCCUUUUACUAUCCACAAUUCCUAUCUUAAUAGCUUCGCUGGUUGUCUUAGUCCUUGCCAACCUUAUCAAACUUGGAACAGUGGUUCAUGCGGUGUUCUCUACCGGCAGUGUUAUCAUAUACUUCUGUUUCUUCGUGAUGGGAUUUGGACCCGUUCCGAAUAUCCUUUGUGCUGAGAUAUUCCCGACCCGGGUUCGUGGUCUGUGUGUAGCUAUCUGUUCACUCGCAUUCUGGAUUGGCAACAUUAUUGUGACUUACACAUUACCUGUGAUGCUUGCCACCAUUGGCCUUGCCGGUCUCUUUGGGAUUUAUGCAUUAGUUUGCACCAUAGCUUUUAUGUUUGUGUUCUUAAAGGUUCCUGAAACGAAGAGCAUGCCUCUUGAAGUCAUCACAGAGUUCUUUAAUGUUCGCACAAAACGAGCUGCCACACGAAAUUGAUCGGAGCAUCCUCAUGAUUUCUUGUGAGUCUUUGAAUUCCAUGUGAGAUUAUCUAGAAGCAUGAUCAAUCUACAAAGAUCUUCUUUCCACUAUGUUUUUUUUGCAUCUUGUCAUGUAAUCAUGAAUCUUUUCCUUAAUUUUUUUAUAAUGAAGAUUUGGAGUUUGAUCAA
This is a messenger RNA of Zingiber officinale, 3087 nucleotides long. Its product is annotated as monosaccharide-sensing protein 2-like. Gene Ontology annotation, biological process: transmembrane transport. Bases 677 to 2917 code for a protein of 746 amino acids. Gene Ontology annotation, molecular function: myo-inositol:proton symporter activity. Gene Ontology annotation, cellular component: membrane. The transcript has 9 exons. The record is from RefSeq and is a predicted model, not a curated record. Lineage: Eukaryota; Viridiplantae; Streptophyta; Magnoliopsida; Zingiberales; Zingiberaceae.